GAAAAGUUUAGACUGGUCUGCCCAUUGUUUAGCAGACAAGCAGCGCAUGCAGGUGUGGGAGUGAUGCUGGGAAACGUGGGAAACUCCUCUCACAUUCCUGAGGCUGAUAAAAGUUUGCCUGCCCAUUCCAUGCUUAGUCAGUCUGGACUCCAAUUGAUCAUGAAUCUGCAACACUGGUGGCUGAUUCUGGCUGUGGAAUGCAUCUCCAGUCAGUCUUUACCUCAGAAGAGAAAGUGUGCCUUCAGAAUGACAUCACAGAACAAAAUAUACAAAAUGGCCGGAAAUGUGUCUGGGUCAGUGCAGGUCUGUGAGAACACCCACUGCUGUGUUGGCUUUUAUAAGAUCGUCAAUGACCAGCCAGAGGUCGACGUCCUUGCGUGUGAUAUAGCUGAAAACUCUUGCUCAAAUGCAAUCUGCAUGGGAGAAACACAAUUCAUCGGCCCCUUCCUUAAAUGUGUGUGCAAUACAGACCUUUGCAACAGCAACAUCACUUGGACCCCAGAGUCAGAACAGCCUCGACCCACCUACUUUUAUUCUGGAGGUGAAAUCUGGAAAACUGUUUCAGCAAUUCUGACUGGAACUUUCCUCCUGUUCUUAUUUGUGAUCAUUGCUCACAAAUUGAGGAGUCUCUUUACAAAACAAAAGAAGCUACAAGUCUGCCGUGAUGAUUACAGUGUCUCCCCACCGUGUUUCUUCCAAACAACAGACCUUUCGGAGAUUGACACUGCCAACAUCGAACUACAGCAAAUUUUGGCCAAUGGGCAUUUUGCAACUGUUUGGCAGGGAAAAUACCAGGGAUCUGUUGUGGCUGUGAAAGUUUUCCCUGCAUGCUGGAAACAUAAAUUUACAACAGAGAAGGAAAUUUUUGAGUUACCACUGAUGAAGCAUGAUGGGAUUGUUCACUUCCUGGGCACUGGGAGGAACCUAGAUAGUAGCAGUUGGCUCAUUGUCCUGCAAUUUGUUGAACACGGAUCUCUCCAUUCCUUUCUGAAUAAACAUAUCACCAGCUGGAUGUUGUCACUGAAGUUGUGCCAGUCUUUAUCGCAGGGGCUUUCCUAUCUACACUCUGACCUUCACCAAUAUGGUGCGCAUAAACCUCCUGUGGCUCACAGAAACCUCAGCAGCUUCAGUGUGCUUGUGAGAGCAGAUGGUACCUGUGUCCUAUCUGAUUUUGGAUGCUCCACCAUCCUGCAUUCCUGUUCAGGAAGCCACACUACAAUCAUGGAGGAUCCUUCUCAGAUGGGCAUGCUGCAGUACAUGUCCCCUGAGAUCCUGGAAGGCUCUGUAAACCUAAAGAACAGCUUCUGUUUCAUGCAGGGGGACAUCUAUUCUUUGGCAUUGUUGCUGUGGGAGAUCUGGAUGCACUGCUCUGAUUUAUGUGAGGGUGGUGUUGUUCCUCAGCACCUUUUGCCCUAUGAAUAUGAGCUGGGAGCCAACGUAACACUAGAGAGCCUCAUCCAGUUUGUCUUUCACAUGGAAAUGAGACCUUCCUUGCCAGUACACUGGAAGCUGCUGCCACAGGGAUCUGAACUGCAGGAGCUCCUGGAAGAUUGUUGGGACUGUGACCCAGAAGCCCGGCUGACUGCUCAAUGUGUUGUAGACAGAUUAGCCUCUCUUUGCUCACUAUUCCCAUGACGUUUUCACCCAGGUUGAAUUACUGUAGUCUACAUAUCAAGCAUUUGCACAGUUUUCUUUGUGUGCUUUUCAUGUUUAACUGUGUAGCUAUGCCCUUUGAUUUAAACAGGUUUCCAUUAAUAUCUGUCUAUUCAAAAUUGUUUUAAUAAACUGUAAUCCAUGUUUAUUAUAGAAAAAUUAAAA
This is a messenger RNA of Monopterus albus (swamp eel), 1818 nucleotides long. Its product is annotated as anti-Muellerian hormone type-2 receptor. Gene Ontology annotation, biological process: cellular response to growth factor stimulus; BMP signaling pathway; protein phosphorylation. Gene Ontology annotation, cellular component: signaling receptor complex; plasma membrane. Gene Ontology annotation, molecular function: transforming growth factor beta receptor activity; metal ion binding; ATP binding. The record is from RefSeq and is a predicted model, not a curated record. The transcript is spliced from 12 exons. Bases 64 to 1635 code for a protein of 523 amino acids. NCBI's taxonomy places the organism in Eukaryota, Metazoa, Chordata, Actinopteri, Synbranchiformes, Synbranchidae.